AUGUUCAGUCGAAGACUAAGUGAUAUAAAAAGAUUAAAUACUAUAACAAAAGAUCAAACAAUAAAUCCACAACUUGUUCAAGAUUCACCAGUUAAUGAACAAACUUUAGCCGCAGGCACCCCAAAUCAAGAAAUUGUUGAAGAUUCAAGUUUUGUUAAAGUUCCAAAAGAAGAAGCUGAAAAAAUUGAUCAACAAAUUAUUGAUAUUUUAUUUAAUAAUGGAUCAUCAAAUGAAUUAAAUUCUAAAUUAGCACAAAAUAAAAAAUUAAAAAAUGAAUUACAAAAAUUAUUUGAUGAUUUAGUUAAUGAUAAAUUUUUACCAGAAAAAUCUGUUCAAGUUCAAAAAGGUCCAAAUAAAGAUUUCCCAUAUUUAAUACCUUCCACCAAGGAAGAAUCUUAUACAAAUCAAGAAUUAUAUUUACGUCGUCAACAUUCUAAAUCAAAUGUUGAUCAAUUAGGUUCUAAUUUAAAAAAUGUUUAUUUACCACAUCAUGAUGUUUUUUAUCCGGCAACUAUUAAAGAUGUUUCAAUUUCAAAAUUAUUAGCUGCAGGUGUUCAUUUAGGUCAAUCAACUUCAUUAUAUAGAUCAUCAAAUCAACCAUUUAUCCUUGGUUCAUAUAAAGGAAUCCAUAUUAUUGAUUUAGAACAAACUUUAACAUAUUUACGUCGUGCUUCCAAGAUUAUUGAAGGAGUUUCAGAACGUGGUGGUAUUAUCUUGUAUGUUGGUACAAGAGAAAAUUUAAGAAGACCUUUAGAAUUAGCUGCAAAAAGAUCAAAUGGUUAUUACGUGGCAACAAGAUGGGUUCCUGGUACUAUAACAAAUUGUACAGAAAUUUCAACUUGGUCACGUCAUGAAGUUGAUUUAUUAAAUUCUCCAACAAAUCGUUCAUUAAAUGCAGAUGAAGAAAAAGCCAUUGUUAAACCUGAUUUAGUUGUUAUUUUAAAUCCAACUGAAAAUAGAGUCUUGGUUAAUGAAUGUAUACAAUCAAGAAUUCCAACAAUUGGAUUAAUUGAUACUGAUUCAGAGGCAAGUCUUGUUACUUAUCCAAUUCCAGGUAAUGAUGAUUCAGUUCGUUCAAUAAGUUUAAUUGUUGGUAUUUUAUCAAAAGCUGCAGAAAUGGGUGCAAAGAAACGUAUUAAUAAGAUUGAAAAUUAUAAAAAAAAUCAACAAGAUUUUGAAAAAAGAUUAAAAGAUAAACAAAAGGGUAAAUCACCAAAAGAAAUUGAAUCAAAUUAG
Molecule: messenger RNA, 1236 nt
Organism: Hansenula ciferrii
Lineage: Eukaryota; Fungi; Ascomycota; Saccharomycetes; Phaffomycetales; Wickerhamomycetaceae
Gene: MRP4
Product: mitochondrial 37S ribosomal protein uS2m
Exons: 2
Coding region: 1-1236 (411 amino acids)
Biological process (GO): translation
Cellular component (GO): mitochondrial small ribosomal subunit; ribosome
Molecular function (GO): structural constituent of ribosome
Source: RefSeq, a predicted model, not a curated record